This is a messenger RNA of Scheffersomyces stipitis CBS 6054, 1359 nucleotides long. It is a transcript of the gene ERG8, whose product is annotated as phosphomevalonate kinase. The record is from RefSeq and is a predicted model, not a curated record. Bases 1 to 1359 code for a protein of 452 amino acids. Gene Ontology annotation, molecular function: ATP binding; phosphomevalonate kinase activity. The transcript is spliced from 2 exons. NCBI's taxonomy places the organism in Eukaryota, Fungi, Ascomycota, Pichiomycetes, Serinales, Debaryomycetaceae. Gene Ontology annotation, cellular component: peroxisome. Gene Ontology annotation, biological process: isopentenyl diphosphate biosynthetic process, mevalonate pathway; ergosterol biosynthetic process.
AUGUCCUCAAGAAAAGCUUACAGUGCUCCAGGCAAAGCCCUUCUAGCCGGAGGCUACUUGGUUUUGGAUCCAGCGUACAAUUCGUAUGUCACGGCUCUUUCAGCCAGGAUGCACGUUGUGAUCGAAGUCCAGGAAAACGAGUCAGACACCGAAAAGGACGCUUCCUUAGUCAAAGUUGUGUCGCCUCAAUUCGAAGGGGGCGAAUGGGAAUUCAGAUUUAACAAGAAGGAAGGAGCACAGCAAAUUGUAGAAUCUAAUGGGAAAAACAAUCCAUUUUUGCAAGCUACAGUAUCUACAGUAAUAGCUUAUAUAAAUCCAACCGAAAAAUUCAAUUUACAUCUCACCAUAUUUUCGGAUCCAGGUUAUCAUUCUCAGGAAAACACGCGUCCUAAAUACUCGAUCAAUGGUAAGAGAAAGUUUUUGUACCAUGCUGGAGCUAUCAACGAAGUUGCGAAAACUGGAUUGGGCUCAUCUGCUGGACUUGUAGUUGUAGUCACAACAGCUUUGUUAAACUACUUCAAGCCAGCCGAAGAUGGAAAUCUUAAUUACAACACAAUCCAUAAUGUUGCGCAAAUUUCCCAUUGUUAUGCCCAGAAGAAAAUCGGUUCUGGCUUCGAUGUUGCGGCUGCAGUCUAUGGCUCUAUCAUAUAUAGAAGAUUCCAACCUCUGUUGAUCGAAAACUUGUUGCAACAUCCUGUUUUCACAGACCCAAGAAAUGCAGACUUACAGCAAGAUUAUGCUCUCAAAUUGCAACAAACCGUCGAUUCUAAUUGGGACUUCAACCACGCUCCUUGUACUUUACCAGCUCAUAUUCGCUUGCUUAUGGGGGACAUACAAGGUGGAUCAGAAACGCCCAAAUUGGUUUCCAAGAUCUUGAAAUGGAAGAAAGACAAACCAGAAGAAAGUGAGCCUUUAUACCGCGAUUUGAAUAAUGCCAAUGAAUCGUUGAUUCACUCUCUUGCAGAAUUGCACCAGUUCUAUACGCUGGACAUGAGCACCUACUUGAAAGGAAUUGCAUAUUUGCUGGAAAACUGUAAAUUCUUUCACUUGACAGAAGCCAUCAAAAACAUCAGAUCAAAUUUGAGAAAAUUGACUGAGCUUUCUGGUGCUGCUGUAGAGCCUAAGGAACAAACAAAGCUCUUGGAUGACUGUAACUCCCUCCAUGGAUCUUUAGGAGGUGUAGUUCCUGGAGCUGGAGGCUACGACGCCAUCUCACUCUUGGUUGUGGACGACUCUGCGUCACAAUUGUGCACUGGCAGCCGUGAACUUGAAGCUUUCAAGCAAGUCACAUGGUUAACUUUGCAGGAAGAACAGCGAGGUACAAUUGCGGAGAAUUAUAAAGAUUACUUAGGGUUAUAG